CUGUGAAAUCAAUUUCGUAUAUUUUUUUAAUUUCUCCCUCUCUAAAAGGCUCACUCCCUUCAAUAGCUCAUCCAUUUUCAUUCCCAAUUCAUCAAAAUUAGGGUUCCAUUUUCAUGUAAUUUGACCUCCAAAACUAUGUCAGCAGAGGAAAUUUCCUUAGUUCCCUCCCAAAACGGCCUAAAUUCUCAGCUAGUCUUCCAAGACGAUCCCUUGCGCUUCAACUGCGGGCCUCCCCAACGCCGCGUGGUAGGGGAUCCGGGCCCCAAGAACACCACCCGAGAACUAUCCGGCUUCAUUGACGACAAGCUGUUCCCUUCCUCCAACUCAGCCGCCGACGCCGCCAACGAUAGUUACUUCCCCUCCCACCAGGGCGGCCCCGAAUUCCCGCGCAACAUGUAUCGGGAGAAUCGUAAUUGGAACGGGAACGGGACCAGCGGCGAUGAAUCAGACGGUGACGAGGACGACGAUGAUGACGACGUCGAUGAUGAUGAUGACGUGGACGGUGGUGAUGGUGACCAUGAUAACGAAGUGGGGGCACUGGUUGGUGUUGAUACUAGUACUAGUAACACUAAUAACAAUAACAAUAGCGGCAAAAGCAAUAACAAUAAUACAACCACUACUAGUACCACUAGCAAUACUGGUAAUGUAGAUAAAAUGGGAAAUGGAAAUGGAAAGCCCAAACACCAUCCUUCUUUUGGAGGGGCUACAGGGGAAUUGAUGGCGAUGAAAGAUGGUGGUGGGAGUAUAGGCCAGACAGGGAAUAAUACAGUGACAAUAGCAGAACCUGAAGGGGACAUGUAUUACUCGCAGUAUUUGCAGGCAACAGAGGGGUCUGGUAGUGCAGGGAAGGAUAUGGGUGUGGAGAAUGGUUGCGGUUUUAGUGGAAGAAAGGAAGGUUCGUCAUUUUCAUGCGAGUCUGGAGAGCCCUUGAGAGCCAUUUUAUCAGACCCAGUGACGGGAGCUCUAAUGGAUGAUGCAAUGAUAUUGCCAUGUGGACAUUCUUUUGGAGCUGGUGGAAUACAACACGUUAUCAGAAUGAAAUCUUGCUACACUUGUUCACAGUCAGUUUCUGAAGACUCAAUAGCUCCUAAUCUCUCACUCCGAGCUGCAGUGCAGGCAUUCCGCCGGGAAGAGGAGUUACAAUUUUAUCGCUUAUCCAAAAGGAGGAGAGAGAGGUUUGACCAGGACAAAGGUGUUUAUGGUGAUUCACCUGGAAUAGAUACACCAAGGGGUCGAGGCGUGCAGUUCCCAUUUGUUGUGACAGACCGGGUUAUUAUAAAGGGAAACAAGAGGACACCUCAGCGAUUUGUUGGGCGUGAGGCUGUUGUGACAACACAAUGCUUAAAUGGAUGGUUUGACACUUUCUUGCUGUCUUCUUUUUAAUUAUAGCAGAUUUUAAGGUAUGUGGUGAAGACAUUGGAUAAUGCAGAGAGUGUAAAAUUGCAGUAUCGUUCAUUGGAGAAAGUUUCAGAUGAUCCAUCCUCUAAGGCAACGUCGAGCAAGAUGCCCCCAAAUUGGCUCUAGUGCUGCUUUUACAAAAUGAGGCAGAAAUAUGUUGCCAAAAUGCGACAUUUCACACUUAAUCUAACUUGUAUUUUACAUCUUUCUAGCUUGUACUCUUUCUAUAUUGUAUUUCUUACAGGCAAAUAUAGGGAUAUGAUGGCCUUGUAAAUUACAGAAGCCCUGUUACAGUUGUAAUCUGAGGAACCCAGGAAUGUGAUUUGAGAAGUCAAGAAUAUGUAGUCAUUUUUGCUUCA
Molecule: messenger RNA, 1757 nt
Organism: Hevea brasiliensis (rubber tree)
Lineage: Eukaryota; Viridiplantae; Streptophyta; Magnoliopsida; Malpighiales; Euphorbiaceae
Product: U-box domain-containing protein 62
Exons: 8
Coding region: 136-1383 (415 amino acids)
Biological process (GO): protein ubiquitination
Molecular function (GO): ubiquitin-protein transferase activity
Source: RefSeq, a predicted model, not a curated record